Messenger RNA from Bipolaris zeicola 26-R-13, 723 nucleotides. RefSeq lists its product as uncharacterized. The record is from RefSeq and is a predicted model, not a curated record. Lineage: Eukaryota; Fungi; Ascomycota; Dothideomycetes; Pleosporales; Pleosporaceae. The transcript is spliced from 3 exons. Bases 1 to 723 code for a protein of 240 amino acids.
AUGUCAGAUGAAGGUCCAACAUGCAGUUUGCUGGGACAGAACGAUUGGCAUACGCGCCCCAAAAGUAGUGAUCGUCACUGGUGGAAUGAACCACGGAAUGGGUAUCAGAUUGCUUACGGCCGCGAUUCGGAAGACGCCCCCUAUCUCAGGGCCGGAUGUGGCUGCUCAGCAGCGUACACUGAGAGCAGCAUAAACAUGACAGAUUCUUUCCGCCUAUUCCUUACGCGUGAAGUGACGCUUCACCCUGUCAGCGACAUUCAGUGCAUCAGAGCUUAUAUGCCGAAUAUCGAAGUAUAUGGUACAAACCAGUUGCGUGGUUCCCAUCUUUAUCGGCACGCUGAGAUCCGAGUUCAACAGGGCGGUUCCUGGAUGGAGAUGACGAGAAGAGUUGUGAACAAUGCUUGUGUGGUGAUGGAAGGCAAUCUCGGUGCAACCUGGACCUGGGGUUCUUACAAGCCCGGAACCGCCAAGCAUGACCCAGGCCAGUACAUAUGCCUGGACUUCGUCAAUGCCAUCACCAGCAACAGAUUCGCUACCCCUGCGUUGCCCUACCUAGCCGCGUAUGCACAUGCGCCUGGGAAAUUACUCCGUGCCGUGUCGGUACUCGUGGGUGCAUGGACCACUUCUUCAUCCAAAGUCGAAGCUGAGCUGACAUCGUCUUACUCCGCGCCGGACCCGGCUGGGUUUCCUCGACAGCCUGUUGGCACCAAGAAGCUUCGAUAG